AUGGCCGCAACUAUCAAAGCCAUCAAUGCGCGGAUUCGCUCAAACAAGGUCCUCGAUUAUUUCUGCUCCACACAUUUCUGGGGUCCGGCUUCGAAUUUCGGCAUUCCCAUCGCCGCAGUGUUGGAUACACAGAAGGAUCCUGAAAUAACACCCAGAGACAUUGAGGAACGGAGACUAAUGGGGUCUUUUGACUACAGCAUCUCGGGACAAUUCACAGCUGCGCUCACCAUAUACUCGGGGACAUUCAUGCGAUAUGCCCUUGCCGUGACGCCCAAGAACUACUUGCUGUUCGCCUGCCACUUUGUGAACUUCAACGCCCAGCUCACACAAGGGUAUCGGUGGUAUGAUUACUGGUAUGGCAAUGGAAAAGAACGCUGGGAAAAGAUCCGCGCCGAGAAGGCCAAGACAGAACUUGAGGGCGCGGUCGACUCGAUCGCCAGCCAGACCAAGGACAAGGUUCAGGGUGCCGUGCAAGAGGUGAAGAAGACGGUGUCGUAA
This is a messenger RNA of Fonsecaea nubica, 498 nucleotides long. RefSeq lists its product as hypothetical. The transcript has 4 exons. The record is from RefSeq and is a predicted model, not a curated record. Lineage: Eukaryota; Fungi; Ascomycota; Eurotiomycetes; Chaetothyriales; Herpotrichiellaceae. Bases 1 to 498 code for a protein of 165 amino acids. Gene Ontology annotation, cellular component: mitochondrial inner membrane. Gene Ontology annotation, biological process: pyruvate import into mitochondria.